AGGGUUGUAAUGUGUCCUAAAAAAGGCUUGAGGUUCUGAAGCCCUGGUGACAAGGCUCCUAUAUAAAUACGGGACAGGUGAACUAGCUGCUCACUCUCUUUUUUUCUACCGCUCUUGAGGGAGCAAGUUUUCCAGGCCUCUUGUGCAAGCUCUCCCGGCUGUCUAAGCAAACAUGUGCGACGAGGAAGAGACCACCGCUCUGGUGUGUGACAAUGGCUCUGGUCUGGUGAAGGCCGGCUUUGCCGGGGAUGACGCACCCAGGGCUGUGUUUCCCUCCAUUGUGGGCCGACCCCGCCAUCAGGGUGUCAUGGUCGGUAUGGGUCAGAAAGACAGCUAUGUAGGAGACGAGGCCCAGAGCAAGAGAGGCAUCCUCACCCUCAAAUACCCCAUUGAGCAUGGCAUCAUCACCAACUGGGAUGAUAUGGAGAAGAUCUGGCACCACACCUUUUACAAUGAGCUCCGUGUGGCUCCUGAGGAGCAUCCCGUCCUCCUGACAGAGGCUCCUCUGAAUCCCAAGGCCAACAGGGAGAAGAUGACCCAGAUCAUGUUUGAGACCUUCAACGUCCCGGCUAUGUAUGUGGCCAUCCAGGCUGUCCUCUCACUGUACGCCUCUGGCCGUACCACAGGUAUUGUGCUGGAUGCUGGUGAUGGUGUGACCCACAAUGUGCCCGUAUAUGAGGGUUACGCCCUUCCACAUGCCAUCAUGAGACUGGAUUUGGCCGGCAGAGACCUGACUGACUACCUGAUGAAAAUCCUGACUGAGAGAGGCUACUCGUUCGUCACCACUGCCGAGAGGGAGAUUGUUCGUGACAUUAAGGAGAAGUUGUGCUAUGUGGCUCUGGAUUUCGAGAAUGAAAUGGCCACCGCCGCCUCCUCCUCAUCUCUGGAAAAGUCCUACGAGUUGCCCGACGGUCAGGUCAUCACCAUUGGUAACGAGAGGUUCCGCUGCCCCGAGACCCUCUUCCAGCCCUCUUUCAUUGGUAUGGAGUCUGCUGGUAUUCAUGAGACCACUUACAAUGGCAUUAUGAAAUGCGACAUUGACAUUCGUAAGGAUCUGUACGCCAACAACGUGCUGUCUGGCGGUACCACCAUGUACCCUGGUAUCGGUGACAGGAUGCAGAAAGAGAUCACAGCUUUGGCUCCCAGCACCAUGAAGAUCAAGAUGAUUGCCCCUCCUGAGCGUAAAUACUCAGUCUGGAUCGGCGGCUCCAUCUUGGCUUCCCUGUCCACUUUCCAGCAGAUGUGGAUCAGCAAAGAUGAGUACGAGGAGGCCGGACCCUCCAUUGUCCACAGGAAGUGCUUCUAAAUCCCUCCUCUAUCAUUCUCCUCUGUCCUGGACUCUCCUUCUAAUCUUUGCACCAUGUCACGUCUUGUGUUUGUACUGCGGAUGUUUGUUUCAGUUUCCCCUGUACAAGGAUUCACAUCUACAGCCACAAUAAAUUGUUCAAUAAAUACAUUUACAUAUUUUCAA
Molecule: messenger RNA, 1471 nt
Organism: Labeo rohita (rohu)
Lineage: Eukaryota; Metazoa; Chordata; Actinopteri; Cypriniformes; Cyprinidae
Gene: acte1
Product: actin, epsilon 1
Exons: 9
Coding region: 173-1306 (377 amino acids)
Source: RefSeq, a predicted model, not a curated record